UUUGUGUGUAUAAUUUCUUUGGGGUUAGAAUUGUCCAGAUAGAUGAGGAAUGUUUAUUUCAUGAAUUAUGAUAAUGGAACGGAAAAUUAAAUUGAAAACGUUGAAUAAUCACAUAACAUGUAAAAUUUGUAGAGGCUAUUUAAUUGACGCAACAACUGUAACAGAAUGUCUUCAUACAUUCUGCAAAAGCUGUUUGGUGAAACAUUUGGAAGAAAAUAAUACCUGUCCAACAUGUAAUAUAGUUAUUCACCAGUCUCAUCCUCUACAAUAUAUUAGUUUUGAUAGGACUAUGCAAGAUAUUGUUUAUAAAUUAGUACCAGAUUUACAAAAAGAUGAAAUUAAUCGUGAAAGGGAGUUCUAUAGGCAAAGAGGCUUACCAUGUCCAAAAGAUAUACCACAAAAUUCUGGAGAAGCGGAUGAAGACAAAACAGCGGAAAGUCAUGAAUCAGAUUAUCACAGACAAGAUGAGCAAGUGAAUGUUUGCCUUGAAUGUAAUAGCUCUAAUCUAAAGACAUUGAAAAGACGCUUUAUCAGAUGUUCAGCACAGGCUACAAUUCUACACCUGAAGAAAUUUGUUGCUAAGAAAGUAUUGAAUGGAAUGGAAAAAUACAGAGAUAUUGAUAUCUUAUGUAAUGACGAGCUAUUAGGGAAAGAUCAUACUUUGAAAUUUGUUUAUGUGACAAGGUGGCGUUUUCAAAAUCCUCCAUUAACAUUACAAUACCGACCUAGGAUUGAUAUCUGAAGACAAUUUGGAAACGGCUUAGUCUUUACCUUAAAUUAUAAAAUUUUAUACGUACCUUUCAAGCUGUUUCCUGAACCUCCGUUUUCGAUAUAAUUUCUAGGAAUUGAAACUAGGAAUAUUAUGUUUGAAAUGAUUUCUAAGUAAUUAUUCAUGAGGGCCGCUCAUAGGUAGCAAUUGUUUUUUUCAUAAUUGAAAAAAUCAUACAGUCAAAUUUAGCGGUAUUAAUUUGAAUAUGAUUCAUUUUCAAAGUUCUCCAUUUGGCAUCCAAAUUUAAUAAUUGGAAAAUCCGUUGCCACCUAUGAAGUGGCUCGUUUCAUUGAUGAUGCAAUAUGCAAUAUUUUUGUGAUAAAAUUUUAGGAAGUAUUGAUUUAAUAUAUCUAAUUUAUUCUAUCUUGUAAUGAGCAAUGUCCAUAUUUCAAGCAUAAUAUUUGGGGUCAUGGAUCAAAUUUGACUGCUACUAAUAUAUUAAAUAAAAAGUGGAACAAAAAGCACUUUUUGAUGAAAUUUCUUCAACAUAAUAUAUCUAUGCGCUUUUUGAGUGAAAAACAUGGGAGAUUAGCUCAGUGAAAUAUUUUUCCACAUAGCGAAAUUAAUGAUACUUUUACCUGCACUAAAUUUGUGCACCUCUUUUUAUUGAUUGUGUAUGCAGUCAAAAUGCUUGUACAUUUCAUAAAAUAUUUGAUGCAUGACUUUCUGGACAUUUCUAAAUGAUUCAUUUCAAUCUUGCUAUGAACAAAAAGUACAAAUUGUAUAACCAUAUAUUUUUUAUUGACAUACGAGUACAUAUUCUUACUACUUCUUUACGUUAGAGUUCAUUUUACAGUUCCAACAUUAUUUUCUCAGAAAGAAAAAAUCUCAUGAAUUUUUAAGUUAUUGAUAAAUAACAGAAUUUGAUGGGCAUUAUCAGGGAAUAUUCAUUUUCAUCAUCAGUAGGUUGCAAUAUUUCAUGCUUUGUAUAUGCAUGUUUCAUUACAUGUAUAAUAAUGAAUUUUUUAAAAAGUAAAAUUUUCAAUCCUAUUCAAAGAAGCAAUUAUAUAUCUUCAAUUUCUGAAAUUCUUAAUAAUUUGAGGUUGUGCUUGAUCACGUUUUUACAUGUUUCAAUAAAUAGAUAUAAGUUACGUAAAGAUUUGGCCCAUUUAAAAAAUAAUGUGAUUUUAUAUUAAACACUUUUAACGUCGUGACUUCCAACAGCAAGCUGAUAUAAAAUUGAUAAGCAUAAUUCAAUAUCCCUUUUUCUUGUGGUUGGAACUGUAUUUUUUCAUUCAAUACUGUGGUUUCAUUGCAUUGAUCUCAAAAGGAACUGGAAUGGCCUCUUAGGUACCGAAAUACGAAGAAAAGUGUGUCC
Messenger RNA from Coccinella septempunctata (seven-spotted ladybird), 2087 nucleotides. It is a transcript of the gene l(3)73Ah, whose product is annotated as polycomb group RING finger protein 3. Bases 68 to 742 code for a protein of 224 amino acids. Gene Ontology annotation, cellular component: PRC1 complex. The record is from RefSeq and is a predicted model, not a curated record. NCBI's taxonomy places the organism in Eukaryota, Metazoa, Arthropoda, Insecta, Coleoptera, Coccinellidae. Gene Ontology annotation, biological process: regulation of transcription by RNA polymerase II. The transcript has 4 exons.